Habropoda laboriosa is the source of this 5325-nucleotide messenger RNA. RefSeq names its product 5'-3' exoribonuclease 1 (gene pcm). Gene Ontology annotation, cellular component: nucleus. NCBI's taxonomy places the organism in Eukaryota, Metazoa, Arthropoda, Insecta, Hymenoptera, Apidae. Bases 104 to 4921 code for a protein of 1605 amino acids. Gene Ontology annotation, biological process: nuclear-transcribed mRNA catabolic process; rRNA catabolic process. The record is from RefSeq and is a predicted model, not a curated record. Gene Ontology annotation, molecular function: RNA binding; 5'-3' RNA exonuclease activity. The transcript is spliced from 18 exons.
AAUUUUUGUAAAAAGUCUUUAAACAAGAAAUUGUAAGUGUUAUCGUAACGGUUAAGGUCGCAAAAACGUUUUUCAUCAUAACGAAGAAACUCUUGAAAUAAAAAUGGGUAUACCAAAGUUUUUUCGAUACAUAAGUGAAAGAUAUCCUUGUCUUACUGAAAAGUUAAAGGACCAUCAGAUACCCGAAUUUGAUAAUUUAUAUUUGGAUGUGAAUGGUAUCAUACACUCAUGUUCACAUCCUGAUGAGGACAUUCUGUUUCGCAUCACAGAGGAAAAUAUAUUUAAGAAUAUAUUUUGUUAUCUUGAACUAUUGUUUCGUAUGAUUCAGCCUCAGAAGUUAUUUUUUAUAGCGAUCGAUGGUGUAGCACCACGCGCAAAAAUUAAUAAUCAGAGAAGCAGACGUUUCAGAUCUGCAAAAUAUGCAGAGACUCAAGAGGCAAAAUUGAAGGCUAAAGGUGUUAUUUUACCAGAACAGCCAAAAUUUGAUUCUAAUUGUAUUACUCCAGGAACUAUUUUUAUGGCCAAACUUGAUGACUAUUUAAAGUAUUUUAUAUCUUAUAAAAUUUCAACUGACAAAUUUUGGCAAAAGUGCAAAAUUAUAUUUAGUGGAUCUCAGGUUCCUGGAGAAGGAGAACACAAAAUAAUGGACUAUAUACGUUACAUGAAAGCACAACCAGAUUAUGAUAUAAAUACUAAGCAUUGUUUAUAUGGUUUAGAUGCAGAUUUAAUAAUGUUAGGUUUAUGCACCCAUGAAAUACAUUUUACACUAUUGAGAGAAGAAGUGAAAUUCGGUAAAAAACGAACGAAAAUUUUUAUAACACCAGAAGAGACAAAGUUUUGUUUGUUUCAUUUGUCUCUGUUGAGAGAUUACAUAAAUGACGAGUUUUCCUCAUUAAGGGAAAAAUUGCCUUUUCCGUAUGAUCUUGAGAAGAUAAUUGACGACUGGGUUUUAAUGGGAUUUCUUAUAGGAAACGACUUUAUACCACAUCUGCCAAAUUUACAUAUUGCACAUGGUGCACUCUCUGUAUUAUAUCAAGUCUAUAUGGAUGUAUUACCAACGUUAGAUGGUUAUUUAAACGAAACGGGAACGCUAAGAUUGGAUAGAUUCGAGAAAUUUAUGGAAAGGCUCAGCCGUUUCGAUCUAUUGCAAUUCUCCGAGUAUUAUGCAGAUAUAAAGUACCUGGAGAGCAAAAUUGGAAACCCCCUUGCUGAUACUGAGAAGCUGAAUCAGCUUAAGAAGUCAGAUAACAACGACAAGAUUCUGUUUCCAAAGACAGUACAAGACAAAGAGUUUGAUGCUUUGCUUAGAUCUGUAGCUGAGAUGGACAUAGGAAGGGAUGAAGAUGAGGAGGAAGAAGAUUAUGAGACAGAUAGUGAGACUUAUACUAUGGAAUUUAUUCAGCGUAAGAAGGAUUAUUACCAGAACAAGUUAAAAUAUGAAAAUGUAGAUGAAGAUUUUUUACGUUCACAAGCUGAGGGCUAUGUCAGAGCUAUUCAAUGGAAUUUACAUUAUUAUUAUAAUGGAUGUUGUAGCUGGUCGUGGUACUAUCCGCACCACUACGCGCCUUAUAUCUCAGAUAUAAAGGAUUUCAAAGACUUGAAACUGGAAUUCGAGUUAGGAGAACCGUUUUUACCGUUUGAGCAGCUCCUAGCUGCGUUACCACCUUAUAGUAAAACUUUAUUACCCUCAGCAUUCCAAACAUUAUUAACGGAAGAGCAAUCUCCUAUACUCAAUUAUUAUCCAGUGGAAUUUCAGACGGAUUUAAAUGGCAAAAAGCAAGAUUGGGAGGGCGUAGUUCUCAUACCGUUUAUAGACGAGAAAAGUUUACUGGACGCAAUAGCUCCACGAUUAGAUAAAUUAACGCCAGAAGAAAAAGCAAGAAAUAAGCACGUGCCAAUGUGUCUGUUCACAUACACGGAGGAAGAUCUAGGCGUUUGCAAGGCGCCUGAUUAUUUUCCUAGCAUAGUCAAUCAUGCAAGAAUACAGUUAAUUAACCGCGAAGAUAUUGUUAAAGUAUUUCAAAGACCAUCAGUUUUGAGAACCAUGAUUUUACAUAUAAAAUCACCGCCCAUAACUACUGAUCUACUUACCAUAGGGUCCAAGUUAUUGGGCAAUAUAGUGUUCGUGAAUUGGCCUCACUUAAAAGAAGCUCAAGUGGUUGGUGUUUCUAACUGCAACGUUAAAUUGAAUUUCAUGAAUUCUGAACUGGAACAAUUUUAUGAAACUUAUAACGAGGACGAGUGGAAUUCGUUAAAAACCUCCAUCACUGAAACAUAUAAAGAGCGCUACGGGGUGGAAAUCGGGGAAACGAAGUUCCUGGUUCACGUAAGACUGUUAGUGGGCAGUAAGUACGUUUUUGGCAGUCAUGGAAAGUUUCAUAUAGAAAAACUAUGGUCAGACACACAGACCUGUUACCCUUAUCAAACCACAGUAGAAGGUAUUACUGUUUAUUCUGUCAGUUUACCACUUUAUAAGUCUGCCAGCGACAUUUUCGUCCCUGGAUCUGUCUGUUUCAUGCUGGGACACCCGUAUUACGGUGCAAUGGGCCGAGUACGAGAGUCUGCUGUGUGUGAAAAAUCAGGCAGAAUAAAAGUGUCGAUGAUAACGAUGGUGGAGCCAUCGCUGGAGGCCUUGAAAAAAGCCCAAAUGGAGCACCAAGAUCAGUAUAUGCAUGGGAACAUAGUUUCACGAAGGUUAGGAAUAAGUAGAUACCUUAUGAACAGAAUUACUGGCUCGAUUUUCGUAAAGCAGACCUCAGAUGAUUCACAGCAGGAUUAUCCUAUGUGCAAUAUUGGGUUGAAUUUAAAAUUCAACAAGAGAAAUGAAGAGAUUCCUGGUUACACUCGAAAGGCUGAAGAUGGCUUUUGGUACUAUAGUUUCAAGACCAUGGACUUAAUUCGCAGCUACAUGUUAAAGUACCCUGAAGUAUUCGAAAAACUGGGGCUGAAUUCUAACAUCAGUAUCUUACAAGAAGAGGAUUUAUUUAAGAAAGGCACUGGAAAACUAAAUGAGAUUGCAGCAUGGCUGAAGGAGCAACUUCAGGGCAUAGAGAGUCGUGCCUGUGGCACUGAAACCCUCGACAGUGCGGUGAUGAAAACGCUAGAAGAAGAAAUUGAUGCAUAUUUGAAGACUGCAAACAGUAUUGGCAAAGUAGUAGAGAUGCAGGUGCAACCAUACUUGCUCUACAUGCCUAUUCUUCGUUUACGUAAUCUUUCACCUGAUCCAAAAACUCAAACCUUUUUAUUAGAUAGAAUUUGCUGCACCAAUGAUAAUUUCACAGUUCCCUUAGGCUACAAGGGUACGGUCAUUGGAGUGCAGAAGGCCGAGAACGUAUCAGAUACUAUGUACGACAUUUUGUUUGAUCAUUCAUUUAUAGGUGAAUUCAGCACAAGUGGAUCUUCAGAAUUCAGGACUUACCGUUUGUCGUCUGUUGAUUUUAUCAAUAUUAGUUAUGGAGAGAGGCUAGAGCGUAAAAAAGUGGGCACUGUGGAUUUUAGUUUGGAGACCACAGACGCUUGGAAGAACGCACCCAGUCAGGAAGGCCAUUUACGAGCAAAUACUAGUGCUUUUGCGUCCUACAGAAACGAGAAUCAUAUAUCAGUGGAGUCAUCAGCGUCGCCGAAGCCACCAAGAAUAAUACAGAAGAGCACUGAUGCGACGAAUCAGAAAAAUCAAAUGGUCUCUGCACCUAAAUGGAAGCAGUACAAUUCGCAGAAUACUAUAAACGUUCAGAAACCUUAUAAAGCUGUGAAAAAUCCACAGCCAAAUCCAAAUAUGCAACAAAACACACAGAAGAAGAUAGAGCCCACAUCUGAGUUCCAGGCGAUAUGGAACGAAUUGCACAAGAAGCAGGAGAUCAACAGACUUCCUCCACAAGUUCCAAUGGGCACUAAGGUGAAACAGAGCAACAAGGAAUUCCCUGAAAGUUCACCACAGGAUCCUAGUGCAUUUUUGAAGGCAAUGUUAAAGAUCCCUGAUGGGAAUGCUCAACAGCCCACAGUGCAGCAUCCGAGAACACCCAAACCCCCCUCGAAUAACACGCCACCUUUGGUGCAACAAUUGUUCGAUUAUGCCCGACAGAAUGAGAAGGUGAAGGAUGACAAAACACCGACUUGGUAUUGUUCUCAAUUGCUGAGUUACUGUCAGCUGAGUGGAGCGGGAAUGCCUAGGUACAGUUACUUCACAAACGAAAAAUCCAAUCUGAUCCAAGCGCACAUCCUCCUGCCGGACAAAAGGAUAUUCGCAGGAGACUAUUGUGUGAACCAUGAACAAGCAGCAGGAAGUGCUGCAAAGAAAGUUUACAUUGAAUUAAAAUUAGCCAACGUAAUGCCACAUAUGAAGACACUACUACCACCUCCUCAACAUUGGUACUCUAGUCCACAGAAUAGCAAUUGGUCGCAGAACAUAAGACCACCGAUGCCCCAACAUUUCCCUCCAGAACCUAAGCACCUACAAUGGUUCUCUGAAUGGGUUCAGAAAGGUCAUCCAAACAAUGGCAAUUACCAGCAACACCUGGUCAAGCAUAAUGAACAAUACAAAUAUAACGUGCAGCACAGAACAGUUCACAACGAAACGAAGACUGAGGCAAAGAAUUAUCCCACUUUCGUACCGUUACAAGCACAAAAGAAGAGCAGAGAUAUCACAGCUAAAAGGGCUAGCAACAAGGACAAUGCGAAUCAAUGUGCCAAAAACAAUCCUCAGCCGGUGGCUACGCAACAGAAGAAGGAAUUGCCAAUUAAGACGACGAAAGUAGAAGCCACUAAUAUGAUCGCUGAGAAACAGAAAUCAGUUCAAAGUAGUUCACACCAACAAGUACAAACCACACAAAACGUAGUAAAGCCUAAGAAGUCACGGGUGGCUGCAAAAUUUUGCAUACCGUCACAAACCGAGGAGAACAAUCAUAAUAAAGGUUCGACUUAAACAAACAAAACAAAUGCAUUUGACGAAGAAUCGAAAAUCUUUAUCUCUCUCAUACACAUUUCUCUUCUAUAUUUUGUAAUAAAAAUAUUUAAAACGAGACGAGUAUGUUGAACUGCCAAGUUGUACGGAUGGAAAAACUUCAAAGAAAUAUUGAAGUGUCUUGUAUAUACAUACUAUAAUACUCAAUUGUAAGUACUUUUAUUUUAGAGUUUCCAUUUUUUUUUCUCCCCCUUUUGUAAGCAUAUCGUCAAAGAAUACACACAAACACAUACACAGAGAGAGGUUAAUUGUAAGAUUGAUUUAAUAUAAUUAAUGAUGAGGUUACAAUGAAAGAAUUGAUUUUUAUGUUUCGAUGUUGUGCGGAGGACACUAUCGAGUACUAUAUUAUAGAUUUAAACAGGAGA